This is a messenger RNA of Cetraspora pellucida, 306 nucleotides long. The record is from the annotation of a GenBank genome assembly. NCBI's taxonomy places the organism in Eukaryota, Fungi, Glomeromycota, Glomeromycetes, Diversisporales, Gigasporaceae.
AUGGAAAUGGAAAGAAAUUCAAUUUCUUUCGACUUGGCACCUUUACCUAAGCUUGAAAAUGAUUAUUGUGAAAUUGGUUACAGUAACAAGGCACUUUCAGCAGCAGAAAAUUAUGUUAGAAAAUUUCAAAGAGUGACAAAUGGCUGUAUAAUUGAUGUAAAAAAGGAUAGAUGCAAGACAUUUAUUUAUUUUUAUCUUGGAUUCGGUAUUGAAAGAAAUAGGUGUAAAGCAUAUUCAUGUUGUCAAAAUUUGGGAAAAUACAAUGGAACGUUUCAAGUUGAAGCAAUGAAACUAGAAUCGAAAUGA